GAGGAUUCUCCGGCGUGGGAUUUGACGCUCUCCCGAGCGAGAGCGCAGCCUCCCCCGGCCUCCGCGCUUUGAAAACAUCGGGGCUGGUCAGCGGGUGGGAGAGAGAGAGAGAGAGAGAGAGAGAGAGAGCGACAGAGGGAGAGAGAGAGAGACGGAGAGAGGAGGCGAUCGUCGCGGAAAAAAAGAGGUGUCUGGCUUUUCUUCCUCCCCCUCCUCCUCCUCCUCUCCUCCCCGGCCAUGAGGGAGUACAAAGUGGUCGUGCUGGGGUCGGGCGGAGUCGGCAAAUCCGCGAUCACAGUCCAGUUCGUGACGGGCUCCUUCAUCGAGAAGUACGACCCCACGAUAGAGGAUUUCUACCGGAAGGAGAUCGAGGUGGACUCGUCGCCGUCGGUGCUGGAGAUCCUGGACACGGCGGGCACCGAGCAGUUCGCCUCCAUGCGGGACCUGUACAUCAAGAACGGCCAGGGCUUCAUCCUGGUCUACAGCCUGGUGAACCAGCAGAGCUUCCAGGACAUCAAGCCGAUGAGGGACCAGAUCAUCCGGGUGAAGCGGUACGAGCGGGUGCCGAUGAUCCUGGUGGGCAACAAGGUGGACCUGGAGGGGGAGCGGGAGGUGAGCUCCGGGGAGGGCAAGGCGCUGGCCCAGGACUGGAGCUGCCCCUUCAUGGAAACCUCCGCCAAGAAUAAAGCCUCGGUGGACGAACUGUUUGCAGAGAUCGUCCGACAGAUGAACUACUCCACUGUCCCCAGCGGUGGAGACAAGUGCUGCUCGUGUGUCCUGUUCUGAAAACAGAUCAACAAACAGGAACCCGAGCUCCGGACCUUGUCCUGCCAGAAGUAUUCCCUCUCCUCACACUGUUGUCUUACUGUUGCACACACACAAACCGAAAAGAAAUCUAACGACGACGACGACAACAAUCGACGAUGUAUCAUAGUCUGGAAAAGUGUUUACAUGACAAAGUACUUGAAUGUUUUGGGGAUGUUUUUUUUUCUUUUUAUAGCUUUGUAUAUGACACUUCUCUGGAAAUGUGCCUCAAUGGGAAUGUCUUAUUGUGAAACCUAAGAGACACGCGUUUUCCGUUUCUCUCCUUUCUUCUGUUCGUGGUUUUAUCUGUUUAGUUGUACUGUGUCAUCUUCAUCUUGGAGGUGGGGGGGGUGUUGAUGAUGAUGAUGAUGGUGGGGGAUUCCUAAACCCUGUUAUAAGGCCUCGUCAUAUUUUAAAUCUCUCAAAUCCAAUCUACAGGUGCAUACCCUCCCACUAAGAUGCUGUAUUUUGAAGCUGUGGAUUGUGGUGGAGUUGUGUAACGCCUACAUAUCUUUUAUCCCCCCCCCCCCCCCCCCCCCCUCCCUCCCUCCCUCUGCUCUGGUGGAUUUAUCAUGGAACUUGCACUUAGCUGCACAAACGAGGACCUUAGUGCAUCGCUGUUGCUGCAUGGGGGGAAACGCCAAGACCCCCAUGUCAAGUGCCUUCCCCAAGAAAUCUCCCGUGACGGUGCCAACAGAUGAGCCCUAACCUUCCUCUGCAGUGCGUCUCGAUGGCAAUCAGAACUUUUCUUUUUUUUUUGCAGUUUUCGGUAUAAUCUCUAGUUUCAUUUGGUGUUAAAAGUAGGACACUACUGUUUCACUGGCGGGAAGCUACAACGCUUGGAACAGAGCCGCCUGCUCCAGGGUCAGAUUCAGGCCGUUUCUUCGAGGUACUGGUCCAACAAGAACAUUUAGUUUCUCUGAAGCCAUGUUUGUCGGUAUUACCUAGACUUUGAUUUUUUUCUUUUUAAAAAAUGUGACAUUUUUUGACAUAACCGUAAUUGUAAUUCUCCCUUUGGACAAAUCUUCUGCAAUCGACCUGUCGGUUUGAAAGACUUGUAAUACAAAAAUAAUUUUAUGUAA
Messenger RNA from Pleuronectes platessa (European plaice), 1886 nucleotides. RefSeq names its product ras-related protein Rap-2b. Gene Ontology annotation, molecular function: GTP binding; GDP binding; GTPase activity. Gene Ontology annotation, biological process: negative regulation of cell migration; Rap protein signal transduction. The record is from RefSeq and is a predicted model, not a curated record. The transcript has a single exon. Gene Ontology annotation, cellular component: plasma membrane. Lineage: Eukaryota; Metazoa; Chordata; Actinopteri; Pleuronectiformes; Pleuronectidae. The coding region runs from base 238 to 786 and encodes 182 amino acids.